Populus euphratica (Euphrates poplar) is the source of this 667-nucleotide messenger RNA. Its product is annotated as Lactoylglutathione lyase / glyoxalase I family protein. Lineage: Eukaryota; Viridiplantae; Streptophyta; Magnoliopsida; Malpighiales; Salicaceae. The record is from RefSeq and is a predicted model, not a curated record. The transcript is spliced from 4 exons. The coding region runs from base 40 to 462 and encodes 140 amino acids.
AGCGGGAUUGAAAACCAAAAUUGAAGAAAAAAGCAAAAAAUGGCAGCAGCAAAAGGUGCGUGCCUGAACCACAUAUCUCGAGAAUCAUCAGAUAUAAGAAGGCUUGCCGAUUUCUACAAAGAGAUAUUUGGUUUUGAGGAGAUAGAGAGCCCUAAGUUCGAGUUCAAAGUUAUAUGGCUUAAGGUCUCUCCAGAUUUCGCUAUCCACUUAAUCGAAAGGAGCCCGGAUACCCAGCUUCCUGAAGGACCCUACAGUGCCGCUUCACCGGUUCUUGAUCCUACCCAUCUCCCUAGAGGACAUCAUGUCUGCUUCUCUGUCUCGAAUUUUGACUCCUGUGUCCAAUCUCUCAAGGACAAGGGAAUAAAAACGUUUCAGAGGUCUGUACCCAAUCGGCCAAUCAGGCAGGUCUUCUUCUUUGAUCCAGAUGGUAAUGGAUUGGAAGUUGCUAGUCGUGAUGAAUAGGGUUGCUCUCUACCUGUGAGUAUGGAUAAAUGUUUGUAGGCCUGUAAGCCUGUAAGGGGAAACAUAAACUUAAAAUAAAAUGUAAUAAAAACCCCUUAUUUGUAUGCAGUUACUCGUAACUCUUAUGAUCGUAUGUAUUCCUGGAGUUCUGGAUCUUUUCUAGUUUUCCUUCAAAUAAAAAAAAAAACCCAUCAAAAUUGGAUAG